CCCAAACACCUUUUCCAACCUCGUCCCGUCUCUUAUCAGCUCUAGAUUGGAGUCAUCCCCGCACUGGUAGCAGCCUAGAUACUACUAAACCACGACUACUUGUUGUACCUACCCACCUGGACUCUUAUAAGAUCCGCUCCUUUCCCACCUGCCGAAACACAGCCUUUUCCAACUUCCGACUCCGUCUACCUCCUUUUUCUUCUUACACCCUCUAAAGGACCGCACCGUGUUUUUCCUCUCAACGAUAUUCAAGUCACUUCGUCCUCUACACACCCCCAAAUUUUUUAUUAAUCGCUCGAUAUCGUCUCACCCACCGUCAAAAAUGACUCUCUACAACGUUACCCUCAGGAAGGAUGCUCCCCCUGAGGAACUGGAGAAAGCAAAGGAGCAGGCGAAGAAGGAAGGUGGCGAUAUCAAGCACGAGUUCUCCCUGAUCAAAGGUUUCACUGUUGAAUACCCGGCGGAUGCCGUUCGCGCUCUUGACACAAACCAGCAUGUCCAUGUUGAGCAGGAUGGUGAAAUGAAGACCCAGGUCUAAACCGCUAAGGGACACGGUGUAUUGGAGGGUUCUGCUUCAGAUACGUUCCUCUCGACUUGGCAGAGCCAUCAACCACUCCAUCCCUGGAAAUAUGACCCUGUAUGGACUAUGGCAGCCGACUGAUAUGUACGACUUAUGAAUAUUAUUUCUUACAAGCCAAACCCCGCACCGCCGAGUAUGUCCUGCAAAGCUUCGGAUACUCGGCUCGGGUACAUUGCUCAAUCUAGAGACAGUAGCAAUUCCAAAGGCUAUUUGCUAAGA
This is a messenger RNA of Aspergillus candidus, 799 nucleotides long. RefSeq lists its product as uncharacterized. The coding region runs from base 323 to 538 and encodes 71 amino acids. NCBI's taxonomy places the organism in Eukaryota, Fungi, Ascomycota, Eurotiomycetes, Eurotiales, Aspergillaceae. The record is from RefSeq and is a predicted model, not a curated record. The transcript is spliced from 4 exons. Gene Ontology annotation, biological process: vacuole fusion, non-autophagic. Gene Ontology annotation, molecular function: endopeptidase inhibitor activity.